Messenger RNA from Andrographis paniculata, 1811 nucleotides. Its product is annotated as protein NRT1/ PTR FAMILY 4.5-like. Gene Ontology annotation, cellular component: membrane. The transcript has 6 exons. Lineage: Eukaryota; Viridiplantae; Streptophyta; Magnoliopsida; Lamiales; Acanthaceae. Gene Ontology annotation, molecular function: transmembrane transporter activity. The coding region runs from base 67 to 1779 and encodes 570 amino acids. Gene Ontology annotation, biological process: transmembrane transport. The record is from RefSeq and is a predicted model, not a curated record.
AAGAAUCCUCAAUCCACUUUGUAGAAUCAAAUUUUCUUGCAGAAGAAAUCCAACACUGCCAAGAACAUGGGUAAAUUUCAAAGUAAACAGCCACAAAGUCUUGGAGGAAGUAGGGCUACACUAUUUGUGUUUGCCAUGGGAGCAUUGGAUACAAUGGCUUUCAUUUCAAAUGGUAUGAGUUUAGUUACAUACUUCUAUGGGGAUAUGAACAUGAGCUUGACCAAAGCAGCCACAGCUCUUACAAACUUUAUGGGGACAGCAUUUCUUCUUACAUUGUUUGGAGGAUUCAUCUCCGAUUCCUACUUUUCGAGGUUCAAAACUUGCGUCGCCUUCGGCUGCUUAGAGAUUGUGGGUUACCUUAUCCUAGCAACACAAGCACAUCUUACGCACCUCAGACCUCAACCCUGCAAAGGCAUGAACAUGGACCAGCAUUGUGAGGCUGCAACCACAGCCCAACAGGCUAUACUCUUCUCAGGCCUUUACUUGGUGGCUCUCGGCACCGGCGGUGUCAAGGCGGCACUGCCGUCGCUCGGGGCUGAUCAGUUCGACGAUCGCGACCCUGAAGAAGCCGCUUCCCUUUCCAGCUACUUCAACUGGCUCAUGUUCUCCUACACCCUCGGAGCGAUCAUCGGCGUAACUUUUCUAGUUUGGAUAAGCUCCAACCUCGGAUGGGAUUGGGCAUUCGGUAUUUGUGCAAUGAUCGUCGCAAUGGGCAUUUUUUGCCUCGCCAUCGGCCACUCCACUUACCGGACUAAUGUCCCUAAGCGAAGCGCUUUGAUCGGAAUUAUUCAGGUGUUCGUCGUAGCCGUUCGAAACAGGAAGCUUCGCGCAUCCGAGGGUCACGAGAUGCACGAGAUUCACGACAAAGAAACAGGACACGACGAGACGCUUCAAAGGACGGAUCAAUUCAAGUUCUUGGAUCGUGCGGCGAUGAAGAGGAACUCGGAAGAUCCCUCCGGAUCGUGGAAGCUUUGCACCGUGACUCAAGUCGAGGAGGCGAAGAUCCUCGUCCGGAUGCUCCCGAUCAUCCUAAGCACCGUGUUCAUGAACACGUGCUUGGCGCAGCUCCAGACAUUCUCGAUUCAGCAGAGCACGACGAUGACGAGGAAAAUCGGGAGCUUCGAAAUGCCGGGGCCUUCGAUUCCCGUAAUUCCCCUGUUAUUCAUGUUCAUACUUAUCCCGAUUUACGACAGGUUCUUCGUCCCGGUGGCGCGGAAGAUCACCGGAAUUCCCACCGGAAUCACGACUCUGCAACGGGUCGCCGUGGGGCUGGUCCUUUCGACGCUUUCCAUGGCCAUAAGCGGAGUCGUCGAAACACAUAGAAAAAAAGUCGCGAUAAAUCACGGCUUGGUCGACUCCACCGAUCCCUUGCCAAUGAGCGUGUUCUGGCUAGGGAUCCAAUACGGUAUCUUUGGAAUCGCGGACAUGUUUACGCUCGUGGGGCUGCUGGAAUUUUUCUACGCCGAGAGCUCGUCGGGGAUGAAGUCGUUGGGGACGGCGAUCUCGUGGUGCUCGUUGGCGUUCGGGUACUACACUAGCUCGGUCGUUGUGAAUGUGGUGAAUAAGGCGAGCGGGGGAUGGUUGUCGAGCAAUAAUUUGAAUAGGGACCGGCUCGAGUACUUUUAUUGGCUACUCGCCGGGAUGAGCGUCGUAAAUUUUGCAGUGUAUUUGUUGUGUGCUUCGUGGUAUAAGUACAAGAGAGUCGAAGAGAAAAGCGAGGAUUGUAUAGAAAAGAAAAUUGAUGUGAGUAUUGGUAAGAAUACUUCGGUCGAAGGAUAAAAACCACGAUGCCUAUUUUUUAUUUUAUGUGU